Messenger RNA from Paramecium sonneborni, 751 nucleotides. NCBI's taxonomy places the organism in Eukaryota, Ciliophora, Oligohymenophorea, Peniculida, Parameciidae. The record is from the annotation of a GenBank genome assembly.
UAAUUAUAUAAUUUUAUGAUUUUGUUUGUUAGACAUGGAGAAAGAGCAGAUAUGGUAGCUAAUCCUUAUGAAAGGAAAAAGGUUUUAUUAAAAUUUGAUCCACCUCUUACUGAAAAAGGAGAAUAUUAAGCCAAAGUUACAGGAUAGAAGUUGAGAUUAUAAAUAGAGGAAUUUGCUAAAUAAAAGUAAAUAAAAAUUGAGGAUUUAAAAAUAGUAAUUAAUAUAUUUUAUUAAUAAUUAGAGUUUUAUGUCAUCUCCUUUUUUGAGAUGUAUUCAAACAGCUGUUAUUAUGAUGAAUGAGUUACCAAAUAAUUCAAAUUUAUUUAUUUAAAAUGAAAUUGGAGAACUUAUGUACACUCAUUCUUUUGAUUAAAAUAUCUUAAUGUAAUUGCAUUUCAACACUUUUUAACAUCCUAUUUUAAAUAAUAAUUAUCUUAAUGGAAUUUAGAUAAAAAAAGAUAAAUUUAUAAAUGCUAAUCUACCUUAACCUAUAUAUCCUGAAGAUCAAGACUAUUGUUAGAAAAGAGUUGGUUUAUUCCUUGAAUAAUUAUUCAUUGAAAUAAAAAAGCAACCAAAUUAACAAAAUACUAUUUUCAUUUGUAUUACUCAUCAGGGAAUAGUUUCAUUGACCUUAAAAAUUUAAAAAGUUAAGAAUCCAUCUUAUGUAGAUUAUUGUGGUCUUUCUUAAUUCUUUUUAGAUUAAAAUGGAGUUAUUUAAAAUGGUAUUAAAGGUUAGUCCAUAUGGUAAUGA